AUGGAGAUUCAUGAGAGAUGCCUCAUGCUAGAUAUACCUAGAUCUAACGAACAGAAUGUUGAACUGGAAGCAGAGAAGAGGGCAAAUGAUGAGCUUCGUGUCCAAGUGGCUGAUUUGUCAAAGAAAGUGCAAGAAUAUGAGGAGGCAAGGAUCAGGGACGAAGAGGAGAUGAAGAAGAAUCAAUCUGAUAUGGAAGCAAAACUUGAACUUGUGCUAAAUCAAUUUCAACCAAGUUAA
This is a messenger RNA of Miscanthus lutarioriparius, 237 nucleotides long. The record is from the annotation of a GenBank genome assembly. NCBI's taxonomy places the organism in Eukaryota, Viridiplantae, Streptophyta, Magnoliopsida, Poales, Poaceae.